AUGGACCCCUCGGUGGAGAACCUUUUGGGUACGAGGACGUUCGAGGACCAAUUCGACAUCAAAGAAUUUGUGUCGUCCAUAUCCGAGAACUUGAUCCAGCAGUCUAACCAGGAACCAGGGCCGUUCGACCCGCGUCCCUUUAUCAGGAACUUUGAGGCUGCAGUUGAUAAGCUACUCACGAUACGCAAGGACAUCCAAAAGAAGACAGAAAUGCUUGAAAAAAGCGUAAAGAGUGCAGAGGAGGAGUAUAAUCAGAAAAUGGUGGAGCUAAACUCAGGGUUUGAGGCUGUUGGAAGGUCUUUCACGUCGAUGGAGAGUAAGAUCACGGAGGUAGGACGCUCUGCGAUUCGAAUUGGGGAGCAACUAGAAUCAGUGCAUCUCGGAAGGCAAAGGGCGCAGGCCGCCUAUGACCUUUUUGAUCACUAUAACAGACUCUCGCGCGGUGACACCUCGAGUCUCGAAACGCUCAAGAAGGAGACAAAGAGCCGUGAAGGAACGCGACAGGUUGCUAUUAUUCUGAGGCGACUCAAUGUGGUCGCAAAAGAGGUUGACGUACCGGGCGCAGAUACGACGCGAGAGAAUAUUGAGAGAUACUGCGAGAAAUUCGAAAAAGACAUGCUGAAACUGUUUGAUAGAUACUACCGAAAGGGGGAUCCCAAGAUGAUGGCGCGAUGUGCGCAAACACUACUUGAGUUCAACGGAGGGUCAUCAUGUGUCCAAAUGUAUGUUAACCAACACGACUUCUUCAUCUCAGAGAAUCGUGUACAAGGUCCUGAUGAGACUAAUCUUGUAUGGCAGUCUCUUUUGGAUCCGUACACCGCGGCUCCGAAGAAGGAGCCUGGUUUAUCGGCUAUAUUCUCUGAAAUCAGGGCCACAGUAGAACAGGAGGCUCAGAUCAUUCAAGCUCGCGUGUUUGCACAAGUGAUUCAACAAUACCUCGAGGCCGCUCUUGAAAGAGCAUCGACAAUAUCCAACUUGGCUUUUCUUCGCAUGCUCAAUAUGGCUCAUAUCCAGACAUCCGCUCUAGUCGAAGAUUUGAAACAGUUCGAUCUUAGUACUACCAUAACCCGAAGCAACCCUGCCCCUGCCCCUGUUGAUCCUCUAGCAGCAUCGGGAUCAGCUGGUGCUGGAGCGGCAGCACCAUUCGGACCUAUGCUCGAUACUGCGAUGGAAGAGAUUUUUGUGCCUCAUACUGAGGGGACUAAAUACUUGGAGCGAGAGAGUAAAUCUCUGGGGGAGAUGUACUUAAAUCUUCUGCUCCGAUUUACAAAGUAUCAUGAAAAAGCAUCGAAAUCCAAGACAUCCAAUCUUUACGGAAGACUGGUCAAUCAGUUAGCAAAUGCAGCUGCGACUUCAUCAUCUAAUUCGGCUCCCGGGAGUACUCGCGCCCAAGCCGCUGCCGCGUUCAUGAAAUUCAGUGGGAUAAGCGGGACUCCAGUCGAGAGCGAAGAUGAUCCGUGGCACGCUGAAGCAAUCGGAAGAUGCGUUGAAAUAGGGCCCACUAGUGAAGUGCCAAAGCACGCGUUGUCCUUGCUUCGUGUGCUCUCCGAGGCACUUGGUCGCUCGUAUAUCGAAGUCGCUAUUGAAACAGCACAAAAUCGGCUGGAGUCCCGCGAUACCAAGACAGAACCCGACCUUAGUGGGCUAGCGAUUAUUAGAUGCACCGACUUAAUCUGCCACCUAUGGCAGCAAUAUAUCAAUAUUGCGUUAUUGCCAUUGGCUAGCAGCUCCGUUACUUUGAGGAGGGAGAUGUCCAUAUUUAGUUCUCAGACCAUUAGCCGAAUCGAGGGCGCGACAAAUACACUUAUGCAGAAGAUCAUCGAUGCUGUCCUGGUGUACCUUGCCUCCCAAUUAAGCAAGCAGAAGAAGAAUGACUUCAAGCCCCGCAAUGACGAUUUAUCUUUUGCUCGUGUCAAUACCGACCCUUGCACUGCGUGUUGCGAAAUGUUGGAUAAAUUUAGGGAUGCAGCGAAAGAAAAUACCAGCGGUAAGAAUCUAGAGUACCUGCUUACCGAAGUCGGGACAUCCUUCCAUAGCCUACUGCUUGAACACUUGCGUAAAUUCUCUGUGAACGAGACUGGUGGUAUCAUGCUCGCGAACACAGAGUCUGAAAUCAUUCGUAACCGAAAGUUACUGGGAAGGAUUGACGCUCAACUAUUGCGACCUUAUCUUGCACAACGUAGCGAUUGGAACCAAACUGAAAGGGGUUAUGAUGGCGAAAUCCCCACAGUUGACGCCAAUGAUGCCUCUAGCAGGGGAUUGAAGGAGAGACUAGGGGUGACAGGGAAGCUUGCUGCUGUCGUUCGGGAGUUGGAUAACCUACGAGUCGGAGAUGAGGGCAAUGUGAGUGGAUCGGCAAGUCAACGGAACAGCGGAGCGUUCGGACUAUCACCGGGUAUGAACUAUGGGGCGGGUGAGAGAUAG
This is a messenger RNA of Rhizoctonia solani, 2424 nucleotides long. RefSeq names its product exocyst complex component Sec10. NCBI's taxonomy places the organism in Eukaryota, Fungi, Basidiomycota, Agaricomycetes, Cantharellales, Ceratobasidiaceae. Gene Ontology annotation, biological process: exocytosis; Golgi to plasma membrane transport. The coding region runs from base 1 to 2424 and encodes 807 amino acids. Gene Ontology annotation, cellular component: exocyst; cytoplasm. The record is from RefSeq and is a predicted model, not a curated record. The transcript is spliced from 17 exons.